AUGUCCGACUCUCAGGAACUCCGCCAAGAUCAGGUUGCUCCUCCCAAAGAGCAGCAGCACCCAGUCAGAUGGCACCGCUCGACCUUUUACAACAUGACCAUCCUGGGUCUCUGCAACUUCGCCGCGCCCGGCAUCUGGGGAGCCAUGAACUCCCUGGGUGCAGGCGGCGCUGCGUCUCCUAAGCUCGUUAACGCCGCCAAUGCGCUGACGUUCUGUCUCAUGGUCGUCUCGUGCUAUUUCUCGAGCGUGAUUGUCCACUACAUCGGUAUCAAGGGUGCUCUCAUCUUCGGAACCGUUGGUUAUGCGCCGUUUGCUGCCGGCCUCUACACCAACAACCGUUACGGCACUGAGUGGCUCAUGCUUGUCGGCGCUGCUGUCUGCGGUAUCUCGGCUGGUGUCUUCUGGAUGGCGGAGGCUGCGAUCGCCAUUGCCUACCCUGAGCCGUGGAACCGCGGGAAGGCCCUCGGCUACUGGCUGACCUACCGCCUCGGCGGACAGAUCCUCGGUGGUGCGAUCAACCUGGGUCUCAAUGCUGACCGAGACCAAGCCGGCAGUGUCUCGUACACCGUUUUCAUCGUCUUCAUUGCCAUCCAGGCGGCUGGUCCAUUUGUCGGCUUCUUCCUGAACAAGCCAAGCAAGGUCGAGCGCAGGGAUGGCAAGAAGGUGAACUUGUCCAUCGUCGAGAACCCCUGGUACGAGAUCAAGGCUACGACAAAGAAUUUCAUGAAGCCUAAAUUUCUUCUCCUCCUCCUAUGGAUUGGACAGGCUGUCUUCGCCGAGGCCGUGUAUUUCACAUAUAUCGCUCUGUGGUUCUCUGUUCGUGCGCGUGCGCUGGGCUCUUUUCUGUCUGGUAUCGUGGCCGUUAUCUCGGGCAACCUUCUGGGUCACUGGCUCGACCGCACCAAGAUCCCUCUCAAGACGCGCUCUCGCGGCGCAUUCUGGUUCAUUGUCAUCACUCAAGGUGCCUGGUGGACGUGGGCUACGGUCAUGGCCACCAGAUUUCGCGAAAGUCGUCCUACCUAUGAUUGGAGCAGCCCCGGCUUUGGCGCUGCCUUUGGCGUCUACAUCUUCCUGACGAUUGGAUUUCAAAUCAACUACCUGUUCCUCUACUUCUUCGUCACGAACCUGGCCGAAACCGAGGACCAGGUCAUUCGCUACGCCGCUCUGCUCCGUGGUACCGAGUCCGCGUGGCAGGCUGUCAGCUACGGCCUGACCUCUAUUCCCGUCUUUGGCGAGAUUGGUGGUAUUUACAUGAACUUCAGCUUGUGGGCUCUUGCUAUCGGUCCAGCCUGGCUUGUUCUCAAGCACUUUGGUAACGGAGCCGAAAAGGGGAUCCACCAUGAGGCACAGAUCACUCAGGCAGGCGACGGCGCGGUGUCGAGCGAGACGCAGAGCGAGGACGGCGAGGGCAAGAAAACUUUCGCUGGCACGGAGAGCAAGACUGGACUGAAUUGA
Messenger RNA from Verticillium nonalfalfae, 1455 nucleotides. RefSeq lists its product as uncharacterized. The coding region runs from base 1 to 1455 and encodes 484 amino acids. Gene Ontology annotation, molecular function: transmembrane transporter activity. The record is from RefSeq and is a predicted model, not a curated record. Gene Ontology annotation, biological process: transmembrane transport. NCBI's taxonomy places the organism in Eukaryota, Fungi, Ascomycota, Sordariomycetes, Glomerellales, Plectosphaerellaceae. The transcript is spliced from 6 exons.